This is a messenger RNA of Equus caballus (horse), 2371 nucleotides long. RefSeq names its product acyl-CoA thioesterase 11 (gene ACOT11). Lineage: Eukaryota; Metazoa; Chordata; Mammalia; Perissodactyla; Equidae. The record is from RefSeq and is a predicted model, not a curated record. Gene Ontology annotation, molecular function: fatty acyl-CoA hydrolase activity; lipid binding. Gene Ontology annotation, biological process: acyl-CoA metabolic process. Gene Ontology annotation, cellular component: extracellular exosome; cytosol.
CCCCAGGCUGAGAGGACUCUGGCCUGAGGAAUGUGUGCAGCCGGGAGCCUGGAGGGGGCCCUUUCCUGCCUCAUUCCUCUCUCUGCUGAGAGAGAGAGAGAGAGAGAGAGAGAGAGAGGGAGAGAGUGUGUCCUCUCUUCUUGCUCUGUUCUACCAGCCUCCAUUCUUUGACCUCAUGGUUUUUCUAGUCUCUCUGUCUUUUCCCUCCCUCUCUUUUUCUUCUCUCCCCCUCUCUGUAACCUCUCUCCUCCCCCCUUCCCUCUUCUCGUUCUCUCUCCCUCUUCCCUUGCCCUCCUGGAGGGGACUGGUGAAGCCUACAGCUGGUGUGCCCAGCUCCAAGGUAAACGGGGUUGCUGGCAGGAUGGCCAGGCCUGGCCCCUUGCCUGGUGCCCGUUGCCAUGGUGACCCAGAGGCAGCGUCAGGCAGCGGCCCUGGCUGUCUGGCAGGGAGGACAUGAUGAGGAGAGAGGCUGGGCCUGUUCUUCAUACUUCCUGAAGAGCCCACCCCACUGCCAGGAGCUCCAGCACAUGGGGGUGCUGCCUGUGAAGGGCCUCUCCUCCGUGUUCUCCAGCCGCUCGGCCCGGAAGUCGGCCUCCCGCGCCGACAAGGACGGCGGCGCCAUGGCGGCCGGCGAGGGCUACCGGAACCCCACGGAGGUGCAGAUGAGCCAGCUGGUGCUGCCCUGCCACACCAACCAGCGCGGCGAGCUGAGCGUCGGCCAGCUGCUCAAGUGGAUCGACACUGCCGCCUGCCUGUCCGCGGAGAGGCACGCUGGCUGCCCCUGCGUCACGGCCUCCAUGGACGACAUCUAUUUUGAGCACACCAUUAGUGUUGGCCAGGUGGUGAAUAUCAAGGCCAAGGUGAACCGGGCCUUCAACUCCAGCAUGGAGGUGGGCAUCCAGGUGGCUUCCGAGGACCUGUGCUCUGAGAAGCAGUGGAGCGUGUGCAAGGCCUUGGCCACCUUUGUGGCUCACCGGGAGCUCUCCAGGGUGAAGCUGAAGCCGAUCACGCCCCGGACGGAGGAGGAGAAGACCGAGCACAGCGUGGCGGCCGAGCGCCGGCGCAUGCGGCUGGUCUACGCAGACACCAUCAAGGACCUCCUGGCCAACUGUGUCAUUCAGGACGAUCUGGAGAGCAGAGACUGCAGCCACACGGUGCCGGCCGAGAAGACCCGGGUAGAGAGCGUGGAGCUGGUCCUGCCCCCCCACGCCAACCACCAGGGCAACACCUUCGGGGGCCAGAUCAUGGCCUGGAUGGAGAACGUGGCCACCAUCGCAGCCAGCCGGCUGUGCCGUGCCCACCCUACACUGAAGGCCAUCGAGAUGUUCCACUUCCGGGGCCCAUCCCAGGUUGGGGACCGCCUGGUGCUCAAGGCCAUCGUGAACAACACCUUCAAGCAUAGCAUGGAGGUGGGCGUGUGCGUGGAGGCCUACCGCCAAGAGGCUGAGACCCACCGGCGACACAUCAACAGCGCCUUCAUGACCUUUGUCGUCCUGGACGCAGACGACCAGCCUCAGACGCUGCCCUGGAUUCGGCCACAGCCGGGGGAUGGCGAGCGGCGGUACCGAGAGGCCAGUGCCAGGAAGAAGAUCCGCCUGGACAGGAAGUACAUCGUGUCCUGUAAGCAGGCUGAAAUGCCCCUGUCUGUCCCCUGGGACCCGAGCAAUCAGGUGUACCUGAGCUACAACAACGUCUCCUCCCUGAAGAUGCUGGUGGCCAAGGACGACUGGGUGCUGUCCUCGGAGACCAACCAGAUCCGCCUGUACACUCUGGAGGAAGACAAGUUCCUCGCCUUCCACUUGGAGAUGUUGGUGCAUGUGGACGCAACCCAGGCCUUCCUGCUGCUGUCGGACCUGUGUCGGAGGCCUGAGUGGGACAAGCACUGCCGGAGCGUGGAGCUGGUGCAGCAGGUGGACGAGGACGAUGCCAUCUACCACAUCAUUAGCCCCGCCCUCGGUGGUGACACCAAGCCCCAGGACUUUGUGGUCCUGGCCUCUCGGCGGAAGCCUUGUGACAAUGGGGACCCCUAUGUCAUCGCUCUGAGGUCAGUCACGCUGCCCACGCACCGUGAGACCCCGGAGUACAGGCGUGGGGAGACCAUCUGCUCGGGCUUCUGCUUCUGGAGAGAGGGGGACCAGUUGACCAAGGUGUCCUACUACAACCAGGCCACCCCGGGCUUUCUCAACUACGUGACCACCAACGUGGCCGGCCUCUCCUCGGAGUUCUACACCACCUUCAAGGCUUGUGAGCAGUUCCUCUUGGACAACCGGAACGAUCUGGCCCCCAGCCUCCAGACCCUCUAGGCACCCUCAGUGGCCACCUCACGCCCACUCCCACUCCAUCCUGCCCCCAAGGACACAUGUGCAGUGCA